AGUUUCCCUAUCUCACUUUAUUUUUCAAACCGCAAAUCGAACGAUCGAUCUUCCGCUUUUACAUACAUCUAACAUAUCAGGUCAAUGUUCAUCAAGUUAGACUACACAUCCACACGCAUCGGCGUUUACAACUUUGACAAUGCCUCCCGCGAAUCUUAUCACCAUGCCCUUAGAGGUCCUCAUCGAGAUCACAUCAUACCUUGACACACCCAGCUAUUGCGCCGUCCGUUUGACCUGUCGAGGUAUUGAAACGGCGCUAUUCAGAACAUUUGCCCAAAAGUACUUCCGCAAGAUCAGGUUCAUGCGCACCGACUUCAGCCUCCAGGUCCUCGUCGAUAUAUCAAAGUCUCGCUUUUCGUCUUAUCUUCAACACGUGAUCAUCUCGACACGACUUCUGAGCCCUAAACGAGGUUUCAGCGUCAGACGACCCCCUACGGAUGAGAGAGACAACGGACUAAUCAAAUUCAACCAACUAUGUUCCGAUCAAAUGGUGCUUCUAGAGACCAGUCACGACCAGGAGAUGCUCGUCGAGGCAUUCCGCAACCUCAACCUCCAGGUGGUCGAGGUCAACGAACAUGCGCCUACUUUUUUCCCAGGUCGUACACCUAUCACGCAGGGAAUGUCUUACAUUCUAAGGGAGACCUCGGUCGACGUUAGACUCGAUGAUAUUUCUAGUCAUUCCAACCCACGAAGACUGUACGCGAACUGCGUGCAAAACGUCCUACUUGCAUUAGGGAAAUCCGGUUCAAGGCCGAAACGAUUCGAGAUCGAAAUAUGCAGUACCAAAUUUGACGAUGACGCGCUCAAUAUUCCCAGCUUCAUGCGUAAAGUUGUCUCACCGGUACUGUCAAGUCUUGAAGCUAUGAAUAUCCGAGUUGGGACCAGAAGCCUAGCAUCUAAUCCACUAGGGAUGGACUCCCUAUCGGACAAGCUCGACACGUAUCACCUACGCAAAUUUCUCUCACAGUGCACUCAAAUCAAGCAUUUGCGCCUUGAGCAGUUACGACAUUUUGAUGGAUUUUUCGAGUGGCUAACAGCCCCAUGCUUGAAUGAGAGCUGCGGCAGGUUCCUCGGACUUGAGCCAGCUCAACCUCCGGUAUUCGCACAACUCCGCGAGUUGGAGCUCGGCUGGAUGGAGCUUGGUUUUAACGAUAUCACGGCCAUCCUUAAGAGAUUCUCCACAACUUUGCGCAAGUUGACCCUCCGUGACAUGACUCUCAAUCUACCUGACCCAUCCAAAGACGAGUUUGAAGAAUGGCCCAAAUCUAUCGCUUCCCUAGCCCGAAGCGCUCGUUGCCUUCAGGAAGUACACUUCCACCGGAUAGUCGUGGGGGCAGGACGCGCACGCAGAGAAUUGCUGUUCAACGAUAAGAAUGCCUUCUCCUACACUGGCCCUAACAUGGAAAAGGUGUUAGCAUGCAUGGUUGACAUGCUGCCAGAGGAGGACGCAUACGACCCAUAUGACUACGACGACGACGAGGACGAAGUACUCGACAUGAGCGACGAUGAGGAUCUGGCAGACUUCGAAGAGUAUCUAGAUUACGUCGAUGACUACGAUGACCUUAUUGACGGAAUAGAUGAGGGUCUAGCAGAGGACUUCAUGUACCAAACAAUCUUCGGCGCAUAGUCUUCCACAGCACGUCUGGAUCUUCGGUGAAUUCGCGGUAGCGUUAUCGAGAAAUCCAGACGACGACCAGUCAAUUGCGGGGUACAGAGAGCUUCUGUAUGAUUAGGGCGGGAAAAUAAGUAAUAUUUCCUUGAUGCUGGCUGCUAUUGGUAAUCUUGCAGAUGCGGGUAGGCUGAAGGCUUAGCUAAGGAAAUACGGAUAUUAGGCGUCUGGCACGCUGUCGCUAUGCUAGGAGGGAUAUUUAAAGGGGAACAUCAAAAUAAAACGGGGCGUGGUCAGAGGUUACGGGAACUAAGGGGGUAGAUAAAAUGGGUUUUGGUGCGACUUCCUUCACGGGGCCUUCAAUUACGGAACCUUCACCCUGGCUAUGCGAUAGAGGUAGAUAUUUUAGACCUCUAAUAAUCAACUGUGUUAUCGAAGAUGAAUUGCGACGACGAUGCGAACGCUGGACUCAUUUGUCCAUCCAACCUACUAGGUACACCAAAUACCUUAUAGGUUUAUAGCAGUUGUAUGCUGUAUAUCCACCUAGGGGAGCACCAGUAGACAUCGUAGAUACUGUAUUUACAGUAUGGAUA
This is a messenger RNA of Annulohypoxylon truncatum, 2202 nucleotides long. RefSeq lists its product as uncharacterized. The record is from RefSeq and is a predicted model, not a curated record. NCBI's taxonomy places the organism in Eukaryota, Fungi, Ascomycota, Sordariomycetes, Xylariales, Hypoxylaceae. The transcript is spliced from 3 exons. Gene Ontology annotation, molecular function: protein binding. Bases 140 to 1627 code for a protein of 495 amino acids.